AUUCAGUUUUGAGGACAUCAGUUGUGCAAGACAUGAGGUUUUUCUGCACAAUGAUCACCAGACUGGCAGCUUUGAGUCUUCUUUUUACUUUGGGUAAGUGCAGUUCAAGACAAUGAAUACCUUUACUGAACUGAAGAGCCUAUCUGAAAGAUGAUUUAUUGACUUUGUGUUAAUACUGUGUUUGACUUAUGUUAUCUGGUUGCAUCUCUGAUCGUCAGCUUUGAUUCAAGCAGCAAAAGUUCUUCAAAAGAUCUCUCUGACUGUGGCUGAAGCUGGUGGGGAUGUUACUCUGAAGUGUUCGGUGUCGGAGGGAAAGGGAACAUUCUUCUACUGGUAUAAGCAGCCUCUUGGAUAUAUGGUCCAAACAGUUGCUACAGGAACUUAUACUAAACAAACACUGGCUGCUUCAUUUAAAAAUGAACGGUUCACAGUCACAGAAGGGGAGGACCACUAUUUCCUCUCAAUAAGAAACGUCAGCAAAGACGAUGAAGCAACAUACUUCUGUCACAGUGGAACUGCGUACUCUCAGAGUUUUGUAAAUGGGAUCUUUCUAGCAGUGAAAGGUAAAGUUUGAAACUUUUAGCAACCAUCAGUGCAUUCCUACAUCAUAUAAACUGUCCAUUACUUCUUCAAUUUCUUCUUUAAUGCCUCACACAGAUAGAAAUCAGGAGAAAUCUGUCAUCGUAGAACAAACUCCAGAGACGGCAUCAGUCCAGCCGGGCCACUCCGUCAUGUUCCGAUGUUCACUUCCCUUCACGGACAGAAAAACCAGAGUGCAGUGUCCAGGUGAACACGAUGUGUACUGGUUCAGAGCUGGAUCAGGAGAAUCUCUUCCAGGGGUUAUUUACACUCACAAAAACAGGAGCUUUAGAGAAGAGGAGAGGGGUUGUGUCUACAGUCUGUCUAAAACCAUCCAGAACUCCUCUGAUGCUGGGAUGUACUACUGCGCCGUGGUCACAUGUGGAGAAAUCCUGUUUGGAGAAGGAACUACUGUGGAGACAAGUAUGUUUAUACUUAAGUUAACACCUGCUUACCUGUCGAGCUGCUAACCUAAAUUGCUAACCUUAAUAUACUAUCCUUGUCACGUAAAGCUAGAGUGAGAAUGUCUUGACAUUACUUAAGACGGUUGGUGAAUGCAACAGGUUUAUAUAUGACGAUUUUCAGAGAUGUCAUUAGCACCUUUUUCCACCACCAGGAUCAGAGCUGUAUCCAGUCGUCAUUGCACUUGGAGUUCUGCUGGCCUGCUGUGUGACUCUGAAUGCUGUCCUUCUUUUCCGUGGGAAUCGUAACCAGGCUUGUGAACAUUGCAAAGGUAAGUUCCUAGUUAAUGCAAAUAUUAAUAUUUUUUAAUGCAUUUAUAUUACGUUCAUUUUGAAAAGCAUGCUGCAUGAUCUCUUCUUGGAGAUGAUAGUCUUGUCAUUUUUUGGUCCAAGUAUGACUGAGGAGUGAUCUGUUUGAGUCUGUAUCAAGAAAAUCACAAGCGUAUGAUGAAAUAGUUGACAGUGUCUUAAGCACUGAUGUAGUACCAUGUGAUUUGAGGAUAUUUAUUUGUGCUACCUCAUACAAACAUUGGAAACAUUGUUGUUUAAAGAUGACUUCAAUAACUUUUGAGGCCACACUUUUAACUUAAUCCAAAUGUGCUGGAAUUGGAGUAGUUUUACGAGCUCCCCAUACAGCAUAUUACAUGUAAUUCAGGAUCAGACCAAAUGACUAGAGAACUGUGUAUAAGAAAUGACACAUAUAUGUAAGUGCUGUCCAUGCUCUCUGAAAGUUCACUUUCCUUUUGCAGGAGGAUCAAAAAGUAUUUCUCACAAUCCUGGACAUGAAAAGUCAACAGUCCAGCAGUCAACUAACCCGGUAAAUUGAAGUUCUACCUGUCCAUUUGUCUACUAUUUUAAAAAUUACUUUUUUCUAUUAAAGGUUUUUUGGCUUCUCAGUCAUGUAGAGCCAACCUUACAUUUCUGGGUCACUUUAUGUUAAUGCAAGGUGUCUGCAUUUUUUGAUACAUGGACACAUCUAGGCAUGUACUUUUGGGGAUUUGGGCUUGUAUUAAAAACAGAUCUUCUCUUUAACCAAAGCUGUCAAGUUAACUGACUAAAGGUAAUCAAACAUGUUUGUAGUUCUGAGUGUUUUUCAUCACAUGUCCACUGCUAAAUGUCAUCUUUCAAAAAUAAUCAAGUUAGUAUCGAAUGGCACAUGUUCAGAUACUGUCCCAAUACUUUUUAAGACUGUAACUUUCACACCCUAUAAAAUGUUAACUAAUGGCAACUGUUAUUUGCAGGAUGGGGGAACAGAGGCAGAAAACUAUGCAGCGCUGACUUUCUCUGCAAGAGAAGUUAGGAGUGUGAGAAAACUCAGAGAAUCACCCCAAGAAUGUGUGUACUCGACUGUACGGGUGGACCACCACACUCCACAUCACACGUCUUUAUAGAGGAGCGUGGACUCUUCCUCACUGUGCUGGUCUGAAAAAGCAAAGACGGGUUGAUUGUUGGAUGAUUUUUUUUUCUGCAUUUAAGUGGUCAUAAAGCACUCACUAAAGAGUGUUCAACAGGAAGGGUCUGAAGUAAGCAGGAUAUACUGGGUUUCUGGGGAACCUGUAAUCAUAGUCACAAUUACAUAAGUCGCCAUUACUAGGAGAAAGCUGAAGUUUCCUGGUAAUGAACUAUUUAGUGCAGUCGUCCAUGUUGCUUGUCAAGUAGGUUUCUAUGAUUGAAGACAGCUUCAUCAUGUACUUCCCCGAGUCUGAGUAAUGUAGCUGUAGUAACACUUGGAUAUAUACUAUAAUAAACAGGUUGUGGAAACCUGCUGGAGUGUACCUGUCGCCAUAGAGGAGAGGCUAAUCUUCACUGAUUACUGACAAAUCUGAUUGUAUCUCAUAUCAAACUCAGAAACACACUCACUUGUGUUGAACACAAGGGGCAUCAUAUGUAUUCUCAUCUUUGAACAUCAGUCAUAAAUGUUAGUGGAAAUAAGGUAUGAAGCUUUUAUACAGUUCUAACUUUUGGUUUGUGAUUUGGCGCCCCCUGUGGACACAACAGAACCCCUCGUUUGUUUGCUGGUCAUUUGUCUGCAUAUGCAUGUUGUGUUUUUCGAGUUGUGUUCUUAUUACUGGGCUUUGAUGCCUUUAUUCAGAUACAACAGGACAGCACCCAUUUAAGGAUUAUAGUCUCCAAACAUGGGGUUUGUGACGAGGGCAAGCGGACUAGCUGUACGGCACUGAUAUGAGUGUAGAUUUUCUAGUUGUAUUGUUAUGUUCAACACAGAAAAGUACGCAUUUACUUCAGAUUUAACAUUUUUACAGUGAAAACUAAACACGUCAAAGUCUCUAAACAAACUUUGGUAAAAAAUAACGCAACCAAACCAUAAAUUUAUGUUGAAAUUAGAAGUAGUCUGCUGAGACGAUAAAUCACACUACAUGAACAAAAGAGGAAAGACUCGUGUGAACAGACACCUGAAACCUGUUUUUGUAGAAAGACCAAGACUUCCUGUGGUCUCUGUUCCUAGAAGAAGAUGGUUGACUGCUGAUGCAACAGGCCCGUUACAAACUAGGUUUACGACUCUCUUUGAAUACACUGAUAUCUCCUGUUACGUAUUUCACUAUCCAACACUGUCACUGCAUUAAAAAAAUGAUCCAGACAUCUUCCCAGAUAAAUAAAUUCAGAAGGAUCUUCCUUAACAGAACCCUGGGGUGUCUUUCUUUAUGAAAUGAACUACCUGGCUUUUAUUCUGAUUUAUUGCCGCCCUUUACCUGUUACACCAACCCCUUAACAAAUGUAGCAAAUAUUGUAAAUCAUCUUCUGAUUCCACCUGCAGAGCGAUAUCAUCUGCACAUAACAAAAUACCCAAAGAGAAAUCUCUAAAAGAUGCCCUACACCAGAGCUUUUAAUUUCCUGAGGUGGGACAUAAAACAUCCUCUUUUUUCAACAUCGAACAGGGUUUGAAACCACUCAGUCUCACCUGUACAUGAGCAAAAGAGCAAUAACAAAGGCACGAAACAUAGAAAAGUAGAUUUAUUGUCUGACAUCCUUGUUCUAACAAUUGUUGAGAUUGAGUGAAUAUGGUCAAUGCAGGUUUGAUUGCACAGAGGUUUGAUACUUGUGCCUACUAUCCUCCAUUUCUACUACGUCUAUACAGCCUAGCAUCACUAAAAACUACACACUGAACCUUUAAAUUAAAUCAAAGGAUACAGCUCUGUCCUAUCCACAUACAUUGCCAACUUUUCAUUUAAUUGGAGAAGCAAUAGCGAUUACAAAACAGUUUGUUAGUCGUGGAUGUCAAGCGCUUGAUUUGAUAAGCUAAUCAAACUAAAAAGCCUUGACAGCAGUAUAGAUCCUCCCUCUGAUUUCUCAUCUCAUUCCACCACCGCUGGUUUUCUUCAUGGUAAAGAUGACAGUUGAGUAAAUCCAUGUGUCUCCAUCUCUCUGCUGAAGUGUACAGAAAUUGUUAGCAGUAUGAAAUACUGGUAAAGUGUCUCAUAGCUAUGUAAACCAGGAGGUCAUACCUGUGAAUAAUUUUCAGCAUUUUCUUGCAGGGAAACAGCAGCUACAAAAGCAAACAUGACUGAUUGAGAAAUAUGCAGUAGAAGAAGAUGUAAGAGUUAAAACCAAAAGAAAUGUUUGAUACUAUCAAUGUAAAUGUUAGCUACAUAGUGUUGGACGUACUGAGGUAACCGUUCUUACCUUUAUCACUGCAGUAAUCACAUUUGCCUUUGUUGAUGCCACAGAGAAGGAGGACCAUUAUAACCACACAAAUAACCGAGACGCCACAAAGCAGGAGCAGAGUCAAAGUGACCUCCUUUAAAAUGAAAGGUGAGGAGGUGGGUCCUGGAUCAUGACGAGAAACAAAAUCAGUGAAAGCUCAAACAGACAGAACACAGAUGUAAGUGUGAGUCAGUGUUAAUUUACAGAUUUAAACCUACUAUGAGAUUACACUGAAGUUUGAUCUAUACUUGAGUCACUUUGGCUCAUCUAGGAUGUGGUAAACAUGGAAAGAUAUUAGGAGACUUGAAAUGAAGAGAUCGGUGCGCACCUGAACCUGUGGCUGAAGUAUGAUACACGCAAAAACAGAUCAGUUUCACAAAGUCUGGCAGUCUUAUCUGGACUACUUUAGACUCCCUUAGACCUGACUUUACUGUUAUUAUUUAAAAAGACUCCUGAUUCUGAUUUGUAGUUUGUCAAUAUUUUGUACUGUGGGCAACUUCCUGUAACCUUCUGUGCAACUUUGUUGUUUUUGUAUCUAUUCUGUCAAUCAUUUUGUUAUAGUUACUUUGUUUUCUUUUCUCAUAAAAAAAGACAAAAUUCAUCAAA
Messenger RNA from Xyrichtys novacula (pearly razorfish), 5306 nucleotides. NCBI's taxonomy places the organism in Eukaryota, Metazoa, Chordata, Actinopteri, Labriformes, Labridae. The record is from the annotation of a GenBank genome assembly.